ACGGAGAUAAACUGUCAUGGCGGCAUUGUCUGCAGACAGAGGUCCGCUUUUUAAAGUAAUCUUGUUGGGCGAAGCUGGGGUAGGAAAAACAGCGAUUUUUCACCGUUCCAAGGAUAAUAUAUUUGACGAGCGAAGGAAAACUACAGUGGGGAUCGACAGUUUUUCUCUCUACGUGAAGGUUGGCGAUCAACAAGUUACGGUAUGUAUUUAAAACAAUAGAUCAACAAGAUCGAUAGUGGUGCAUGAUGUAAUCAUACUGAGAAGGGAAAUAAUGGUCCACUUGCACUGUAGUUUUGCAGUUUUGAAAAAUGUCGCGUUAGUAGAUAAUAUUAAGUGCGAGAAUCCUAUAGUUAGUUUGUAAGAUUUACCGACACCUUAGCCUAUGACCAUCAGCUGAUUAGUAAUAAAAACAAAUGUGUCGGUUAAUUAAUUCUUUCUUAAUUCUAAUGUUUACAGGGAUAAUCUGACGUAUGGGUAAUUUAUUAGAAAGAUUAUAACGGUACCUAACUGGCUGUAAAUGACUAUGGUAUAUUUACAAUGAAGUCAUUCGAUUUCGUUUAUCACUGCUUUGAUUACAGACCGAAUUGGACUCCACUUAGUCCUAUUAUCGUUAUGUAUAACUAUCAUUAUUGGUCAACUGAGCUUGCCAAAAUCUAAAACUGUUCCAUGUUGUAAAAAAUUUGUGUUAAUUGUGGCUGAUUACUAUUAUUUUCAUGAGCAAAUGAAAGUUGAAACCUUUAAUUUUCUUUGAGCUUGUGUUAAAUAGUCUUAAAACAGGAAGAGGAACAUAUAUGUAUGUCAGUCAUGCUAAGAUAUUCUGCAGAAAUAUAAAGUGUUUUCCAAACCCAUCUGACUCACUGUAUGGAUUCAUAAAUAUUGUUCUCACUUUGUAUUUCAAACUUCACUGCGUACCAUAAGCACACAGUAAUGUGACUGUCAGUUUUAAUUAUGCCAUGGCAAUGAAAACAACUGCAACUUGGAGUGCUGAUAUGUACAAAGAACCUUGAGAAUAAUCCUUCUAAUCUGUCAUUCUUAUUUCUUUGUUCACAGCUUGGCGUCUGGGACACAGCUGGAGUGGAAAGAUUUCGGACGAUAACCAAUAACUAUUACCGUGGGUCUCAUGCAGCAAUUUUUGUGUACAGUGUGGACGAACCUUCAUCAUUACACUAUUUAGGCCACUGGAUACGGGAUCUGGAAGAAUAUUCUCCCAAUGCUAUUAAGAUACUUGUUGGCAAUAAAAAAGACCUUAACAGUCAGAUAUCUAAUGAAACAAUUGAGAUGUUUAACAAUGCAAAUGAUUGCAAACUUAACAUGCUCAUGUCAGCAAAGACAGGGGAAGGUAUUCAAGAUGCUUUUAAUGCCAUUGCCAAGCUGUUAGUACAAAAAGGAAUUGACAGAGACUCAUCAAACAAAGGUUUGGAGUUAGAGGCCCCUCAACCCAUGGUACGGCAGUGGAAAAAUGGUUGCUGUUCAUGAUAUUAGAGUCCUAGGCCUCGUUCACAUGUAUCAGUUUUCAUUUGAAAACACAACUUUUUCUUUACGAAUAUGUCUUUUAUCCACAUGUAUUUGAUGAAAAUGGAACUUUUGAAAAGUGCUUUCCAGAGUGGAACUUUUUGAAAAUGCUGCUUAAUUGCUUGUAUGUGUGGAAGGAAGAAAAUGGAACUUUUCGAAAAUGCUGACAUCACACUAUCAGUUCCAAUACACUCUGCACAAUAUUAUAAACUUAUUCAAGAUGGACGACAGGUGUUUCACUCUCUUGUCUCAUUACUUGGGCUUAUUUCUCACCAAAUUGCCUGUCUUCAAGCAAAGUUAUCUGAGAUGGCACCAAUUUUUUAUUUCACAGGCUCAUAACAGCAAAUUAUUAUGCCUGAGGGUUAUCAUUUAAAAGGUAUUAUUUUCAAGUUAGUUCAUCUUAUACAUGUGUAUGAUGCCAUGUGUGGGCACAAAUUGUUUUGAAAAUGAGAAAAACGUUGCAUUUCAAACAAUUACAGAUUAGUGUGGAUGGGGUUCUCCUAAUUAGAGACUAAUUAACUUUUUCUUCCUUUAACAAGAAGGCGCAUUACAAUGCAUGAAGCAUUCUCUGCAGUUGACAAAUUUUCUUCAACUGUAAGGAAACCAUAGAGUAUUUCUAUAUAGUAUAAAAUAGUAAAGAAUAGAAUGGAUAUAAGCCAAAAGGAGCACAGAUGAUUAAGGAUCCCCCAACAUUGCAAAGUUUAUUCUGAAACUGUAAACAUUUAAAAUAUUCAACUUAGAGAUGAGUUUUCUGAAGAGACUUUUGUCUCAACUUUUUCAUAAAUUGGUUUGUAACAGCCAUGACCAGCCUACUAGCCUUAUGCAACCUACUUUUGAAAUUUGUGUUAGAUUUAAAGCACACUCUUCCUGGUUUAGACAGUGUGCAUACAAGUCAAAGAAAUUACAGUAAAAGUUUGUCAGCAAGUUCUGUUCAGCACCAAUGUUUUUUUUUUUUUUGUGAUUUCUUUGGACUUGCAUAAUGGGUUUGCCUGGUACUGGGUCACCCUAAAAGGGAUUUCCCAUGGACUCAAAUUUUGUUGUUAAAUAAAAAGAUUUAAACUUAAAAUAGGCUGGUUCUGAAGCAUUUAAUAUGUAUUAUGCUUUAGCACAGCUCAUUCCUCUUUAGUACAACCAAAAUUUAUGUAAUUGCAACCAUGGAUGUCAAUGUUUGAUUGACUGGCCUAAUUUUUUUUCUUCUCUCACUAAAAAGCUCAUGUUGCUGACAAGAUUAUUUGUUAUUGUAGAGCUUUAAUUAUAGCAUAGGGUAACUGAACUACAACUCUUA
Pocillopora meandrina is the source of this 2797-nucleotide messenger RNA. The record is from the annotation of a GenBank genome assembly. Lineage: Eukaryota; Metazoa; Cnidaria; Anthozoa; Scleractinia; Pocilloporidae.